GGCGCGGAUUGGGCGGCGCCGCGGGGGGGGGGGGCGCCGCGCUGCCGCCAUGGCGCCGCUCGCUGCCCUGCUGCCGCCGCUGCUCCUCGGCCUCCUGCUGCCGCCGCCGCCGCCGGCCGCCGCCGAGUCCGCCCCGCUCAGCGCCGAGCAGCUGCUGGUGGUGACGGUGGCCACGGAGGCCACCGAGGGCUACGAGCGCUUCCUGCGCUCCGCCCGGCACUUCAACUACUCCCUGCAGACGCUGGGCCUGGGCCAGGCGUGGCGGGGGGGGGACGUGGCCCACACCGUGGGCGGGGGGCAGAAGGUGCGGUGGCUCAAGGCCGCCAUGGCCCCCCUGGGCGCCCGCGAGGACCUCGUGGUGCUCUUCGUGGACAGCUACGACGUGGUCUUCGCCGGGGGCCCCCGCGAGCUGCUGGCCAAGUUCCGGGCCUCGGGCCACCGGGUGCUCUUCUCGGCCGAGGCGUUCUGCUGGCCCGAGUGGGGCCUGGCCGAGGCCUACCCCCCCGCCGGCGCCGGCAAGCGCUACCUCAACUCCGGGGGCUUCAUCGGCUUCGCCCCGGCCGUGGCCCAGCUCGUCGAGCUCUGGAAGUACCGGGACGACGACGACGACCAGCUCUUCUACACCCACCUCUACCUCGACCCCCAGCUCCGGGCGGAGCUGGGGCUGGCGCUGGACCAUCGCUCCCAGAUCUUCCAGAACCUCAACGGGGCCAUCGAUGAGGUGGUCCUGAAGUUCGAGCCGGGCCGGGUGCGGGCGCGCAACGUGGCCUACGACACCCUGCCCGUGGUCAUCCACGGCAACGGGCCCACCAAGCUGCAGCUCAACUACUUGGGCAACUACAUCCCGGCGGCCUGGACCUAUGAGGGCGGCUGUGGGGACUGCGACCGCGACCCCCUGCCCCUGGAGGGGCUGCCGGACGAGGAGCUCCCGUGGGUGCUGGUGGGGGUCUUCGUGGAGCAGCCCACCCCCUUCCUGCCCCAGUUCCUGGAGCGGCUGCUGCACUGGGACUAUCCCCGCUCCCGCCUGCACCUCUUCCUGCACAACGCUGAGGUGCACCACGAGGGUCACGUGGCGGCCGCCUGGCCCCGGCUGCGGGCGGCCUUCUCCUCCCUGCGCCUGGUGGGGCCCGAGGAGGCGCUGGGCCGCGGCGAGGCCCGCGACAUGGCCCUGGACGUGUGCCGCCGGGAGCCCCGCUGCCAGCACUACCUGUCCCUGGACGGCGACGUGGCCCUGCGGCACCCGCGGGCGCUGAGGGUGCUGCUGCGCCAGAACCGGAAGGUGCUGGCACCGCUGCUGUCGCGCCAGGGCAAGCUGUGGUCCAACUUCUGGGGCGCCCUGAGCCCCGAGGGCUACUACGCCCGCUCCGAGGACUACGUCGACAUCGUGCAGGGCAAGCGCCGGGGGGUGUGGAACGUGCCCUACGUGAGCCAGGCCUACCUGGUGCGGGGGGAGACGCUGCGGCGGGAGCUGAGCGCCCGGCGCCUCUUCGCCCUCGAGGACACCGACCCCGACAUGGCCUUCUGCCGCGGCGCCCGCGAGCGGGGUGUCUUCCUGCACGUCACUAACCGGGAGGAGUUCGGGCAUCUGCUGGCGACGGCCCAGUACAACACGUCGCGGCUGCACCCCGACCUCUGGCAGCUCCUCGACAACCCCCUGGACUGGGAGGAGAAGUACCUGCACGAGAACUACAGCCGCAUCUUCGACGAGGACCUCUACGAGGAGCCGUGCCCAGAUGUCUACUGGUUCCCCCUCUUCUCGGAGCAGCUGUGUAAGGAGGUGGUGGCCGAGGCGGAGCAUUAUGGGAAGUGGAGCACGGGCGACGAGGGGUCCCCGGCGGGGGAGGCGGUGGCCCUGGAGCGCCUGGGCCUGGAGGGGCCCUGGCUGAGGGCCCUGCGCCGCCAUGUCGCCCCCGUCGCCCACAAGCUCUUCCCGGGCUACCACACCAAGGCCCGGGUGGUGCUCAGCGCCGUGGUGCGGUACCGGCCCGACAUGGCGGCCGCCCCCCAGGCCCCCCCGGCCGCCACCAUCGCCCUCAGCCUGGCCCUCAACGGCCACUUCCAGGGCGGGGGGAGCCUCUUCCCGCGCUCCGGCUGCCGGGUGCCGGCGGCCCGUCCCGGCUGGGCCCUGCUGCACCCCGGGCGCCUCACCCACCACCCGCGGGUGCUGCCGCCCGCCGCCGGCACCCGCUAUGCCCUGCUGGCCCUGCUCGACCCCUGAGCGGACCCGGACCGCGACCGCGACCGGCACCCAUGGGUGCUGCGUGGGAUGGAGCCAUCAUCUAUGGGUGCUAUGACCCAUGGACCCAUCACCUAUGGGUGCUGCAAGCCAUGGACCCAUCACCUAUGGGUGCUACAUGGGAUGGACCCACCAUCUACGGGUGCUAUGACCCAUGGAGCCACCACCUAUGGGUGCUAGAACCUAUGGACCCACCACCUAUGGGUGGUAUGACCCAUGGACCCAUCACCUAUGGGUGCUACGUGGGGUGGAGCCACCAUCUGUGGGUGCUUGAACGCAUGGGCUCACCACCUAUGGGUGCUGCAAGCCAUGGACCCAUCACCCAUGGGUGCUACGUGGGGUGGAGCCACCACCUAUGGGUGCUAUGACCCAUGGACCCAUCACCCAUGGGUGCUACGUGGGGUGGAGCCACCAUCUACGGGUGCUAUGACCCAUGGAGCCACCACCUAUGGGUGCUACAAGCUAUGGACCCACCACCUAUGGGUGUUACGUGGGGUGGAGCCACCACCCAUGGGUGCUACAUGGGAUGGAGCCAUCAGCCAUGGGUGCUACAUGGGAAGAACCCACCACCUAUGGGUGCUACAAGCUGUGGACCCAUCACCUAUCAGUGCUAGAACCCACGGAUCCAUCACCCAUGGGUGCUACGUGGGAUGGACCCACCACCUAUGGGUGCUACAGGCCGUGGACGCACCAUCUAUGGGUGCUAGAACCCAUGGACCCACCACCCACGGGUGCUAUGUGGGAUGGACCCACCACCUAUGGGUGUGCCAUGACCCAUGGACCCAUCACCUAUGGGUGCUAGAACCCAUGGACCCACCACCCGUGGGUGCUACGUGGGAUGGACCCACCACCCGUGGGUGCUACAAGCCACGGACCCACCGCCCACCAGUGCUGCACGGGAUGAACCCACCACCCAUGGGUGCUGCAUCGACAUGAGAGCCCCCCACCCAUGGGGGUUGCACCCAAUAGACCCCCACCCCUGGAGGCUGCAUGGAUGGGACUCCCCCACCCAUGGGUCCUGCACCUAGUGGGACCCCCACCCAUGGGUGCUACAUGGAUGGGACCCCCCCCACCCAUGGGGGCUGCACCCAACGGGCCCCUCCAGCCAUGGGGGCUGCACCCAAUGGACCCCCACCCAUGGGACCUGCACCCAGUGGGACCCCCAACCAUGGGGGCUGAGCCCAAUGGACCCCCACCCAUGGGGGCUGCACCCAAUGAACCCCCACCCAUGGGUGCUACAUGGAUGGGACCCCCACCACCACCCAUGGGCCCUGCACCCAAUGAACCCCCACCCAUGGGUGCUACAUGGAUGGGACCCCCCCACCCAUGGGUGCUGCCGGUCACCUGUUUCAAGUGCAUUAAAUUAUUGGAGCCCCCCCGGGGCCCCCGGUUUGUA
This is a messenger RNA of Dromaius novaehollandiae (emu), 3632 nucleotides long. RefSeq names its product multifunctional procollagen lysine hydroxylase and glycosyltransferase LH3-like. The transcript is spliced from 19 exons. NCBI's taxonomy places the organism in Eukaryota, Metazoa, Chordata, Aves, Casuariiformes, Dromaiidae. Bases 50 to 2218 code for a protein of 722 amino acids. Gene Ontology annotation, biological process: peptidyl-lysine hydroxylation. Gene Ontology annotation, molecular function: procollagen glucosyltransferase activity; procollagen-lysine 5-dioxygenase activity. The record is from RefSeq and is a predicted model, not a curated record. Gene Ontology annotation, cellular component: endoplasmic reticulum.